ACAAUAAGGAAGUAGCAGGGAAACAGGCGCACCUGGAACACGGGUUGUUUUCCCCACAUAGAAGCAAAGGCUUUUCUCCCCCGUGACAAAAGAGAGCACAGAGAGAGGCUGCAGGAUGGAGGGCACUCGUGAUGCUGUUAGAGCUCCCGCAGAGAUCACCAGUUUCUGCAGGUGAGGCAGACCUUAGCUGUGCAGAACUGAAAGAGAAACACAGGAACCAUCUGCACAACUUAGAGCAAACUUCCCUCCUGCUGGCUCACAAACUGAAGGCAUAUCAGCUCCAGCAGAAGCAGUGGCUGACAGUGCUGAGUGAGAAAGCUAAGCUAGAGCUUCAGGAAAGCCAGAGGUUUUUGAGUGACCUGCUUCAGAAUGAUGUGAAGCUGUGCAGCACUUCCAAAGGCAGUGAUUCCCCUGUGCUGAAGCUGGACCAUGCAGAGCAUACACGGGCAGGACGCCAGCCUGCAGAUGACAGCACAGCUGGCAGUAAGAAAGAGGUGCGUCCACUGAAACUACUUCCAUUGAAUAUGGAGAGAGAUCACAGCCCAAAGGGACAAAGGAAAUCUCUCGGAGGAAGGAGUUCAUACGGCUCAGCCUUUCAUGAAGGAUCUCCCCCAGCAGAGGACGGGGAGCCAUUGCAUGGCCACCAAGGCCUGAACCUGCAGUCAGCUCCCACAGAGCUGCCCCACGGGGGGCCCUGCACAGCAGAUGGCUCCAGGGAGAGCAGUGACCAGGACAGCCAGUGGAGCGAUGUUGGCCGACACUAUGGACGCUCCAGAUCCUUCUGCUGCUUCAGCCUGGCCAUGGUGGAGCAGUGCCUGAGGGGAGAGGAGCUGCGCGCCCGGCACCAGGCCGCCCUCCUGGAGCUGCGCCGGAGAGCUCUGCGGGAUAAAGCCAGAGCCGAGCUGGCCUGGCUGAGCCACCAGAGGCGCUGUCUGGAACUCCUGCAAGAUACAGAGGGAGCCUCUGCCGUGGCUGAGAAGCAGCACAAAGUCCUAACAGAGCUGAAACGGGAGCAGGUAGAAAUACAGCACCUGCAAAGUAUCUACAGGGCGGCCCAUCAAGAAAGGAAGCUCUUAUUAAAGCAACAAAGAGAAAUCUUAAUGAUACGGCAGUCAACAGCAAAACUCCGGGAAGAGCUGCAUCAUCUAACUGGGAAGAAAAAGCUUACCAGCAGCCCCGCUACUGAAGAAGUAAUUAAGCCAAAGAUGAGACAGAUUUCUAAUGCUGUGUUAGGUUCCUCCUUGGCAGAAACUACAAGGCCUGAUGUGCCUGGGAAUAAGCAGAACUGUGUCCAGCUAAAGAACAAACAAAACAAGAAAUAUGAUGGCUUUUCUACCAAGAAUAAGAAAACACUGCUACAAUACCAGGGAUGGGCAGAGGAGCCCCUGAGUUUGCAGCAGUCCCUGGGUGCACAAAGUCCUGAUGCGUCUGGAACAGAAGCCAAGAAAAUGUGUGAUGCCACCAGCCAAACCACAGGCGUGGUCUGUAUGAUCAAACAUACCAUAAGUGCAGAUGAUGAUACCUCAUUCUCAGGAGAUCAAGAGAACGGUUGUGUGACAGUGCAGAAAGAACUCAGGGAGCAGAGAAAUGGCAGAACUUCUAGAAAAGAACAAGACCCGUGCAGUCCAUUUCAGGCUGGGACAAGUAAGAAAGAUCUUUCUUUUGAUGACCAAGACAGUGAAAAAAGAUCAGCACCAAUGUCAAGUGAAUCUACAGUAAUGGAAACUCAGUUAAGGAAAGAAAGUUCGUUAGCGGAGCUGAGGGUUAGCCCGGAUUCUGAAAGAGAAUCACAGAUCAUGGAUGUAGCUGAAAAAGCACCUUCUGAAAUCCUUUUUUCAGAAGAUGUUCCACGUGAAGUGGAAAUGUCUGCCCCUUGUGAGAUGCACCAGGUGGAUGGCAGGCAGUGCCUGAAGCCUUUGGGCCAUAAUUCUCAAGAAACUUCUGAUGAAGAACUACAGUGGAAAGCAUUUUCCAAAGGAUUAGGUUCUACUGAGUCAUUGUUCAAGUCAAACAGCUUCUCUCCAAGCUCUGAAAGUGCCAGAUCUGACUGUUCUCUCCCAGAUUUUCAGAAAGUGUCUGCAGUUUGGAUUGAUGUUUUAGAAUGCUCUAUUUCAGAUUUUGAAUUAGAGGUGCAAAAUGGAGAGGACGCAGAUGUCAGUAUUCCAGAAGAAUUAGUCUAUGAUGCUUUUCCUAAUGCUCCAAAAGAGACACCAAUAGCAAUAAAUUCUGGGAGGAAAACAUUACAUAGUGACAAACAUAAUGAAUGUGGAGUGUCCAAGGAUGACAGCAGCACAGAGAUUUCAUCAUGCUCUCAGGUCUUCCAGAAAUGUCCUGGAGAGGCUUCAGCUCAUGGGUGCACUGGUCAUUUGCUUUCUUUCCCUUCAACAGACAAAGCAAAUGCCUCCAAAGCAACACCACUUGAUUCCCCUCAGUUUGACAAACCCACCAAGGGAACAGCUGCGCCACACUUGGAAGCCUCAGAAAACUCAAAAAAUGCAGCUGCCAGCCCCUUAUGUAGUGAUGAUAUUUACCUACUUCAGAUCUACAAACAGCACAAUCCUAAUUCUAUAACUAACAAAUCAAAAAGGAAUGAUGAAAUUAACAGUUUAUCAGGGGAUCAAAGUCUUCCACUGGUGGAUUCUUUGAAACCUUUAGAUGUGGCUGCUAACCAGUGUAGUAGCACUGUCUCUUUCCCACCUGACAAAGAUACUGCAAAUGAUAAAUCAGUAGCACAUUCAUCAUCCAGAAAUGCAACAGUGCAAAAUGAUCAUGCACAGCUUUUGAAUGAGAAAGUCAUAUCUGGAAAACUCAAUAAGAUUGUGUCUCUGCCCUUGUCCACGCAAGGGAUUUCUGAGGAAGUCCAUACAGAAACCAUCUCCUUUGGGUCUUUGCAGAGGUUGGCCACAGAAACUCAUAACAACUCAAAAACUGCCAGGCAAGCCACAGAGGAAUUGGGGAAUGGACAGCUUUCUUCCAUUUCCUCAAAAAAACAGCUGUUUCAAUCUGAGAACUCUUUCAGAAGUGAAGAUUAUACAACUUUUAUUAGUGAUGAGGGUCUCCUUCCAGCUGAUGAGGCUACCUUGUCAGAAAUACUGUCUCCUGUUGAUGAAGUGUUGUCCUAUGGAAGUGCUGACUUGCCAUCCUCUAAUAGAAAGGAUUUGUCAUUUCCAAGUGAAGAUCUUCCUCCUCCCCCUUUGGGUGUAGAUACAGUGAGAAAGGAUGAUUCUAGCUUCAGUACAGAUGAUUUCCCAUCUCCACCAGAACAAAUGACAGUCCCAGAGACUGGACAGUGUAUGAAUGAAGAUAUAUCACUGAAAAUGGAUGCAUUCUGUCCAAUACCUGAUAACACUGUGUCUGAAGAAUAUCCCUUGCUCAAUAGAGAGCCAAUUGAUAUCUUUUCAACUCAGGAAGGUAACCUCUCAGAACAAUAUUUAGGUGAAGAAGAUAUUUCCUGUGCAAAGGAGCACUUGUCAGAAUACCAGGAAGGAGAGCAGGAGACUCCUUCACAGCAUUUGGAGCUUCUGCCUGUGUCAAAUACUAUUUCUCCUAGUCAGGCCAGUAAAAAUCCUGCUUCCAUGAUGAAACAAUGCAAAACAUACGUAACGCUGCCUGUAGCUGAGGAGGACAGUGAUGACCCAUUAUCAGCAUUUGAAAUUGGAGACAGAGUUUUAGUAAAGCACACCCAACCUGGAACCCUGAUGUUCAAAGGACGGACUUGUUUUGCUAGUGGCUACUGGGCCGGUGUUGCACUGGACAAAGCUGAAGGUGAUCAUGCUGGAACUUACAAAGGGGUGAAGUAUUUUGAGUGUGCACAGCACUGUGGUAUCUUUGUCAGACCUGGUGAGAUUUCACACCUCUUGGAGUUUAACAAAAAUGGUUCCAGUUCCACUGGGGAUGAAGACUCAGACUCCUUCUGUGAUGAUGAAUCCUUCAAAAGAGACUGCGAGUACCUUAAAGCUGGUGAGCAGGGUGAAGGGGUAACAGAGAAGAAAGCUGAAGAUACAAAAAGUGCAGGAGGAUCAGGAGUGUCAGAAAAGCAGUCUAGGCUAUAUGUUGCCUUGCAGUCUGGAAAAAGUCAAACGUUUCCACAUUCUGACCACUGUAAAUGCGAUGAAUAUAAUCAUCAAAACAAUUUAAUGUGCUGGGGAUCAGAUGAAGAAAAAUCAGAUAUAAUACAAAUAAAACAAGGGAUGCUUGCAGAUGUGCCUCCAAAGGAAAAUAAGACUAACCAUGCAGAUAGGAUGAGCACAAGCAAAAAUGUUUGUUGCUUGGUAGAGGAUCAGAUAAGAAAUAAACUCACGGAUGAUAUCGCAGCUGAACUCAGUAAGAAACUUCUAUUUGAUGCGUUAAUUGCAUUCUCUGAAACAGCUCCACACAAAUACAAAAGUGCCUUUGAAGAAGAUGUGAUGAAUUAUAUCAAAGGCCUGAAACAAGGAGACAGUCAGAAACAAUUUCUUAUCAAAGAAAAUCCAGUUGCUAGCUUAACUGAGCAAUCAGCAAAGGUUGCUGACCUUUUACUGCGUGAUUUCAAUAUGUUUAGCAUUCCUGGUUGUCGCACAAUAGCAGAAAGAAUUGUGACUAAAUUUGUAGAUGAUGCAGUUAAGGAAUAUAAGAAGAUUAAAAGAAAACAAGGAGUAAAAACAGACAAGAGAUUUCCUUCAUCUUCAGAGACUUCUCCGACUACUUUGCCUGUAAGUAGGUUCCUUAUAAGAAUCCUUGAUGCUGGUGUUUUUGGAAGCUCUGAAGAUUUUGAUCAGCCUUACUCUAAUGAACGUGCUCUGGAAAGACAAGCACAAAAGCAAUACUUGUUGGAUCACUGGCACUCAGCUCCUUGGAAGAAAACUGUAGAAGUUCCCCUUGUGGUACCACACUAUACUUCAUAUGUUAAGGACUUGUCUGCGUAUGCUGUAGAAGAGUUAUGGACUCCGGAAAACAUUUAUUCAAAUUUCACAAGAAUCAGUGAGCCAAAGAAGCUUGAGUGUAAUGACUUCCCGGGGGAUGGUUUGGAAGCAGAAAGCAAGAGGAUGUAUGAUCAGGUUAUAUUCGAUUUGACACAUGAGCUUCUACGUGCGGAAUAUCAAGUAACUGCACAUCCAAAUACCUUUCCAUGGUUGAAAGAAAACUUGAGAUCUUGCUGGUCUAGGUGUCACUGCAGAAGCACAGAUGUCGAUGAGGUUAAGACAUUUGUUCAGGGGGAAAUUAUUAAAAUAAUGAACCUGGAAAGGAAUGACUUAGAAAGGAAAAGAAAAAUCCUUAAUAUGACUAAGUAUGGAAACUGUGGGAGAGACAGAGUGGAUCUCAUUCUGAUUCAGGAACUCCACAAAGAAGAAUCUCAGUGGACUUACUACGAUGAUGAUGAAUUAACUGUGAAGAUGAGCGUGACUGAAGACAUAUUUGAUAGCUUGAUCCUUGAUACAGUCAGAGUUCUCAACAAGAUUUAUUUGGGAAAAGCCAGUGAUUAGAAGUUUGCCCUCGUGGUGGAGUUUUAAUCCCUGAUUUUUUUAAAGCAAGAGAUGCAUGAUUAAUAAUUUUAAUUCUGAACUUUACCCAGUAUAAGUGUGGCCUAAGUUAUGUGUUCACAUUUACAAUGAAAGGAUGCAAGUAAAAAAAAAAAAAAAUACUACCUAAAAUUUUCCUCUUAAGUUUUGAACUUUGGGAAUGAUUAAGCUCAAUGCUCUUCUUAGAGUGGUGUUACUCAUGAUCUAGGUGGGGACAAUUUUAUUCUUCUGGUUUUUUAUCAAGUUAGCACUUUAUUCACCUAUGCAUUUUAAGAGCUCCUUGUGGGUUUAAAAUUGUAUGGGAGUCUAUGAUUAUACAGACAGGGUUCAAAAGCAAUUUAUGUGUAAAUGAUCUUAUUCUUCAUUAUCGCAUUCUGGUUGUGAAUGAUGAUGGAUGAAUCACAUCUUAAGAAAAAUGUUCAGAAAAUCAAUGCUGUCUGUCUUCAGAAAAUCAAGGUGCAGAUAGAAUUAAAUCUUAUAGGAGUUAAAUCGUUGCUGAUGUCUUGGAAUAAACUCAUCUAAUGGGAACAAGUCUAAAACUUCUCCUGAGGGGCACAGCACUGUUACGGAGGUGGCAGUGCACCAGUUUUUACAUCCUGUAAGUGCUUAUAUUUAAAAUCACAAUAUUUACAGUCCAAUUGAAAUGCACUUUGUUUCUAUUUUCAAGUACUGAUGGUUUAACUGUUUUCAUACUGAAUUGCUUUCUGAAUAAACAAAAUAAAUCUAA
This is a messenger RNA of Gallus gallus (chicken), 6225 nucleotides long. Its product is annotated as centrosome-associated protein 350-like. Lineage: Eukaryota; Metazoa; Chordata; Aves; Galliformes; Phasianidae. Gene Ontology annotation, biological process: microtubule anchoring. The transcript has 19 exons. Gene Ontology annotation, cellular component: centrosome. The coding region runs from base 132 to 5462 and encodes 1776 amino acids. Gene Ontology annotation, molecular function: microtubule binding. The record is from RefSeq and is a predicted model, not a curated record.